GAGGCACCUGCAUUCCUCCGCCAGAAAUGUUCUUUGUGCUUCACUAGACGCGCCGGGGAGAGGCUAGUAAGAGGCACUGAUUCUUCAUACUGAGUUCGUUGAUAGCCCACCGCACCCUUUAACAAAACCGGUGCCUCGCCCUACGACUGGCGGAUCUCUCCCACACCCACUGGACUGGACACACUUAAGAAGACCGGCAAACCCGGCACUGACAUCCUCCUCGGCACGAGAGGCUGUAUCUCUUUGGAGACAGCAGAUAACAGAGGAGUCUCCUACGACGUCUGGUCAGGAUGAUUCCAUCCUUACAAGCUCUAGUCGUCCAUUCAGACCGGACCGGAUCCUGGAGUUCGCCACUGGCUUAAUAUGGCAGAUAUGAGAUAGGCUUCAGCACUUUGAACCAAAUGAAAUACACAAAACUGUAUUUAUGUAUUGACUGGGCUAAGAGAUAGCGCGUGGAGCUGAAAAUGCAUUCAUUACAUUUGAGCAACGGUUACAAGUUUGCAGUUGCCUAGAAGACUAUUGCCGAAUCAUGCUAUUAUCAGGUUGGCUUUGUUAAAAAACAACCUAGUACCUGAUGAAUCCAGAGAGCCAACUUCUCCGGUUAAGGCUGUCUCUUAAAAUGUACAGGGAUCUUCUCAAAAUACAAUGCAUCAAAAACAUUUAGAGACCUUUCUGCCAGUAUUUCGAUACCUUUAAUUUUUGAGUGGACUUAAUGACGAAAUUUUUAUAUUAGAAUUGCCUCGUCGUCGCAUGGAGAUGCACUGCUUUUUGUUUUGUCGCUCGCUCAGUGGUCUGCAACAGUUCUAGAGAGUAAACAUACUAGGGGAUAAUCAAUCGACAUUUAAGGCUUUGAAGAAUAUACUAAUAACAUGACUUAAAUUCCUUCAAGAUAUUCUCUUUUGACAACCUGCCGGCUUCGGACUAUCGAGAAGCAUGCGCAUCUAGUGAGUGACUGUACCUUGUCAAAGCCAUCAGAAAUGUACUUUGAACCGUUAUUCUUAUAGGGAAUUGGAUCACGGAUCUGACGAAGAAAACCUCACGGUCUCGCUGAGUGACUACACAAAUCUUCAGAAAACAACCUCUCGCUUUACAUGGAUAUCGAUGAUCCGGAACCCUGAUGGUGGUGAACGGUCGGUGGGAGAGGCUUGGAUCCCGCAGAUUCUUCCUAGCCCUCAUACUGUGGAUUCACUCUAGGAUGUUGCGACAGGUGUUGCACGAAGGUCUCAGGACGUCUUUCCACAAAUUGGGCCAUUUUGUCGCCAACCACCCUGUCUUCUUUGCCUCUACCCCGGUCCUGAUUUCUAUUUUGCUCGGCGCAAGUUUCAGCCGGUACCGCAUUGAAGAAAACGUGGAGUACCUGUUGGCUCCGAAGCACAGUCUAGCGAAGAUAGAGGGGAACUUGGUGGAUAGUUUGUUUCCCGUAAACAGAUCCAAACACACGUUGUACUCAGAUUUGCAGACGCCGGGCAGAUACGGCCGUGUCAUCGUCACCUCACGCAGAGGAAGCAUCCUAGAACCACAAUACGUCGAUUUAGUUUUGAAGCUCCAUCGCACCAUCGCCCAGCUCCAGGUGCCCAUGCUGGGCUUCAACUACACCUUCAACCACCUCUGCCUGCUGGACGACAGCAAGAGCUGCAUCGUGGACGACAUUGUGCACGCGCUGGCCGAGGUCCAGACAGAGCGCACGGCCAACCGAACGGUGCCGCCGCUGUGCUACCCCAUCACCAGCCUGCGGGACGGCCGCGAGGCCUACAUCGGGCACCAGCUGGGCGGCGUGCAGCCGCUGGGCGGCGGGGGGGGGGGGCGUGAGGGUGGCGUGCGGGUGGCACGCGCCCUCCAGCUCACCUACUACCUGCAGGCCUCGUCGGCGCUCAACGAGCUGGUGGCGGCACGCUGGGAGGCUGCGUUCGGCGUGGAGCUGGAGCACUUUGGCCGGCAGCACCCGGAGCUGGCGCUCUACCCGUUCACGUCGUCGUCGCUGCAGCGCGACUUUCAGCGCACCAGCCGCGUGGCCGAGCGUCCGCUGCUGGUCAGCCUGGCCGUGUGCAUGGCGCUGGCCGUGCUCUGCUGCUCCAUGCGCGACUGCGUGCGCACCAAGCCCUGGCUCGGCCUGCUCGCGCUGGUCACGGUCAGUCUGGCCACGUUGACCUCCGCCGGCAUCUUCAACCUCAGCGGCGGCAAGUACAACUCCACCUACCUGGGCAUCCCCUUCGUCAUGCUGGGUCACGGCUUGUUUGGCAUCUUCGAGAUGCUGUCGUCGUGGCGGCGGACGCGCGAGGACCAGCACGUGAAGGAGCGCGUGGCGGCUGUCUUCUCCGACUGCCUGCUGCCCUUCACGGCGGGCACUGCGCUCCACCUGGUGACCUUCGGCAUUGGCGCCAGCCCCUUCACCAACAUCGAGGCCGUGCGGCUCUUCUGCCGCAACGCGUGCCUCUCCGUGCUCUUCAACUACCUCUACAUCCUCACCUUCUUCGGCUCCAACCUGGUGUUCGCCGGAUACCUGGAGAACAACUACCGCCACAGCCUCUUCUGCCGACGCGUGCCAAAGCCCGAGAUCCUGCAGCAGAAGCCGGCCUGGUACCGCUUCCUCAUGUACACCCAGUACAACGAGGGCCCGGCCUCCGAGCCGGACCUGCAGGCCUACGAGAGCCACCUGCUGGUGGCCUUCAUGAAGCGCUACUACUGCGACUGGAUCACCAACACGUACGUCAAGCCUUUCGUGGUGCUCUUCUACCUGGUGUACGUGUCGUUCGCGCUCAUGGGCUACCUGCAGGUGAGCGAGGGCUCGGACCUGAGCAACAUGGUGGCCACGGAGACGGGCACCAUCGCGUACAUGCGCGCCCAGCAACGCUACUUCAGCAGCUACAGCCCCGUCAUCGGCUUCUACAUCUACGAGUCCAUCGAGUACUGGAACGCCAGCGUGCAGGAAGACCUGCUGGAGUACACGCGCGGCUUCGAGCGCAUCUCGUGGUUCGAGAGCUACCUGAAGUACCUGCGCGGGCUCAACGUGAGCUCGAGUCUUCCACGGGGCGACUUCACCGAGCGCCUGCGCUCGGGCUUCCUGCGGCAGCCGCGCUACGUGCACUUCGCCGACGACAUCAUCUUCGCGCGCCGCAGCGUCGACGGAACAAGUGGCGACAUCGCCGCCGAGGUGGUGGCCUCACGGAUGUUCCUGGUGGCCAAGACGACGGAGAACAAGCGCGAGGAGAUGGCCGUCCUGCUGGACACGCUCCGCAAGCUCUCGCUCACCUCGCGCAUCAAGUUCAUCAUCUUCAACCCGUCGUUCGUGUACAUGGACCGCUACGCGUCAUCGGUCGGCGCGCCGCUCAAGAACUCCUGCAUCGCUGCCCUCUUCCUCCUCUUCUUCUCGACCUUCCUGGCGGCCGACCCGCUGGUCAACGGCUGGCUGGCCGUGACGGUGGCCUCGGUGGAGUUCGGCGUGGUGGGCUUCAUGACGCUGUGGCACGUGGAGCUGGACUGCGUCUCCGUGCUCUGCCUCAUCUACGGGGUCAACUACGCGGUGGACUCCAGUGCGCCGCUGCUCUCGGCCUUCGUGCUGGGCCGCGAGCGCUCGCGCACGCACUGGGUCAAGCUGGCGCUCGAGCACCACGGCGUGCCAGCGCUGCAGAGCUACCUGUGCUAUGCCGCCGCCCUGCUGCCGGUGGCCGCCGUGCCCUCCAACCUGACCCGCACGCUCUUCCGCUGCCUCUUCCUGACCGUGCUCAUCGUGGCCUUCCACUGCCUGGCCAUCCUGCCCGUGCUGCUGACCUUCCUCCCACCGUCCAAGCGCAAGAAGAAGCGCGACAGGAAGAGGUGUGGCGGCGGCGAUUCGGGCGGCCGCGAGGAGAUCGAGUGUGUGGAGAUAGAGGACAGCACGCGCGUUGUCGACCAGAUCACCACCGUCUGACGGCGCACGCUUGGGCAAAAAUCGCUAACCCGCUAACCCCGUCAACUGUUUGACCGACACAACUGGACAGACAGAGGAACGGAAAGCUGAUGCCUUUCCAGUGGAAGUUGACCCACAAGAGGGCUUGUUUGAGUCUAUGAGUACGUCACUAAGUGUGGCAGUGUGUCAAGUCAAGGCUGUGGCCCAGAGGGCUCGGUCUUUUAUAAAAGUGUUCCAAUCCCAAUUGCUGUUUUCCAGUGAGGUUCCGUUGCUGUGUCAUAGCCCCUUUCUCUAGGCCUCUCUCUCUCUCUGCGUGGAAGUUAGGCCCGGUUGUCAUGGAGACGAUCCUCUGUAGGCGACAGCACAGCGCAGCGUAGCAGAAGACCCAUCGCUGCCUCCCUCUGUGCUUCUGGACCAGUGGAGGCGAUUAUCCAACAGCUGCAGAUAAUGAGAGCUCUGUGGCUGGCGUGCACUAAUGUAGGAGAGAGAGACGGAGCGCCAGGGGGUCUUCAAACGUCUUUCUCUCCAUGCAGAUGUAGGAUGCACUUGCUAGACGUAGAGCAAUGUUACUGUGAUGACCACAGUGAGUUGUGGUGUUGGAGGAGUCAGCCAGUCCCUUUAGUUUUUAUUGAUGAACUGACUCCUGCUUCCUGUCAGACGCUUGUCUCCCUCUCUCUCCUCCUCUCUCUCUAUCUCUCCUCCUCUCUAUUUCUCUCUUCCUCUCUCCUCCU
Messenger RNA from Alosa sapidissima (American shad), 4617 nucleotides. It is a transcript of the gene ptchd1, whose product is annotated as patched domain containing 1. The record is from RefSeq and is a predicted model, not a curated record. Gene Ontology annotation, cellular component: synapse; plasma membrane. NCBI's taxonomy places the organism in Eukaryota, Metazoa, Chordata, Actinopteri, Clupeiformes, Clupeidae. Gene Ontology annotation, biological process: chemical synaptic transmission; cognition.